Messenger RNA from Effrenium voratum, 336 nucleotides. NCBI's taxonomy places the organism in Eukaryota, Dinophyceae, Suessiales, Symbiodiniaceae. The record is from the annotation of a GenBank genome assembly.
AUGGGCCGGCCGCCAGAAGCGGAGGAUCCCAAGUACCUGGCAGUGCUAUUGAACAACCGCGCGCAGUGCUUCAUCAUGCUGUGCCGCGAGACUCACGGGGAGGACGCCGCCAUCGGGCGGGAGGCCCGGACCUACGCCAUGCGCGCGAACAUGGACACGGCCAAGGCCAUCGAAGUGGCCGCGAAGCCCAGAAAAACGGACCCCACCAGCGGCAAGGCCUACUACCGCCGCGGCUGCGCGGUGCUGGGCAUGGCGCCCUCGGCGAGCCGCGCCAAGGAGGCCAUCGCCUGCCUGGAGACGGCCCUCACAGGCGAGCUGAGCUCCCAGCUGAUAUGA